Messenger RNA from Tripterygium wilfordii, 2566 nucleotides. Its product is annotated as cycloartenol synthase-like. NCBI's taxonomy places the organism in Eukaryota, Viridiplantae, Streptophyta, Magnoliopsida, Celastrales, Celastraceae. The coding region runs from base 211 to 2502 and encodes 763 amino acids. Gene Ontology annotation, molecular function: intramolecular transferase activity. The record is from RefSeq and is a predicted model, not a curated record. The transcript has 18 exons. Gene Ontology annotation, cellular component: lipid droplet. Gene Ontology annotation, biological process: triterpenoid biosynthetic process.
UAUGAAUCCAGGAAGAAUAGACUAAAGUUUAAUAGUAAAAGAUAAUUAAUAGACGGUUUUGUUGAACAUUGUGCUGCAUUUUUUUUUAAUAUAAUUAGUUUGCAAUUUUGCAUAUCCAAAUUCCAAACAAGGCAGGAUUUUGGGUCACCGUUUCCGUCUCGUCUUUGUCCCGUUGUCUGUUGAUCUUCUCUCUUUCCCUUCAAGAAAUAAAUGUGGAAGCUGAAGUUCUCAAAAGGUGACGAUUUGUGGGUUACAAGCUUGAACAAUCAUCUUGGUCGACAGUAUUGGGAGUUUGAUCAAAAUCUUGGAACCCAUGAAGAGCGAGCUCAAGUUGAAGCCCUGCGCCAACAGUUUUGGCAGAACCGUUUUCAUGCCAAACAGAGCUCAGAUCUCCUUAUGAGGCUUCAGUUUGCCAAAGAGAGUGUUGGGGUGACAGAAUCUCCCCAAGUAAAGGUGGAGGAAGAAGAAGAGGUGACUGAAGAAGCAGUUAAGAAUGCUUUGAAAAGGGCAUUAAGAUUUUAUUCAACUAUCCAAGCUGAGGAUGGGCAUUGGCCUGGUGACUAUGGGGGACCAGUUUUUCUUUUGCCUUACUUGGUGAUCAGCUUAUAUGUAACAGGUUCUUUGAAUAUGGUUUUGUCAAAUGAACAUCAGCAUGAGAUGAUUCGUUAUUUAUACAACCAUCAGAAUCUGGAUGGUGGUUGGGGGCUUGAUAUAGAAGGGCACAACACUAUGUUUUGCACUGCUCUAUCUUAUGUAACUUUAAGAUUGCUUGGGCAAGCUACAGAUGGCGGAGAUGGUGCCAUGGAGAGAGCAAGAAAAUGGAUUGUUGACCGUGGUGGUGUCACCUUAAUCCCCUCAACUGGAAAGUUCUGGCUUUCGAUACUUGGAGUAUAUGAUUGGAGUGGCAACAAUCCACUGGCACCAGAGAUAUGGUUGCUUCCUUACUUUCUCCCUAUACACCCAGGACGCAUGUGGUGUCAUUAUCGAAUGGCACAUCUGCCCAUGUCAUACUUAUAUGGGAAGAGAUUUGUUGGACGCCUUGAUGCUGUUGUAAUGUCACUAAGAGAAGAACUUUAUACAGUGCCUUACAAGCAUAUUGACUGGGAUGAAGCUAGAAAAUCAUGUGCAUCGGAUGACCAAUACUAUCCAAAACCUAGGAUACAAGACUUCCUCUGGGGUUUUUUGGACAAGGUAAUAGAACCAUUUCUCAGGCAAUGGCCAUUCUCAAGGUUGAGGCACAAAGCAUUGAGAACUGUAAUGCAGCACAUUCACCAAGAGGAUGAAAGCACUCAGUAUAUCUGCAUUGGACCUGUAAAUAAGGUUAUGAACAUGGUUUGUCGUUGGCUAGAAAGUCCAAAUUCAGAGGCAUUCAAAUUACACCUCUCAAGAAUCAAGGACUAUCUCUGGCUGGCUGAAGAUGGCAUGAAGAUGAAGGGUUAUAAUGGGUCUCAGCUAUGGGACGUUGCUUUCUCUGUUCAAGCCAUCAUUGCAGCUAAACUGGAAGAUGAAUAUGGCUCAAUGCUUAAAAAGGCACAUCAGUUCCUUAUUAACACACAGGUAAGGAAAAACACAAGAAUUAAUCUGAAUUACUGUUAUCGUCACAAAUCUGUUGGUGGGUGGCCUUUCUCAACCUUGGAUAAUAGCUGGAGUGCGAUGGAUUCUAGUGCUGAAGCUUUGAAAGCAGUAAGCUUAUUAUCACAGAUGCCUCUGGAUGUUGUUGGAGAAGGGAUUGCUACUGAUCAGUUAUAUGAUGCUGUUGAUCUAGUUUUGUCUUUACAGAACAGCAAUGGAGGGUUUGCAUCAUAUGAGCUCACAAGAUCUUAUGCAUGGCUGGAGAUGAUUGACCCUGCUGAGCUUUUUGGAGAUAGUAUCAUUGAUUAUCAAUAUGUGGAAUGCACCUCCUCCUCAAUCCAAAGCUUGAAGUCAUUCAUGGAAAUCCAUCCUGGCCACCGGGUGAAAGAAAUUGAAGCAUGCAUUAGAAAAGCAGCACAAUUCAUUGAGACAGAACAGCUUCCUGAUGGUUCCUGGUAUGGAAGGUGGGGAGUUUGUUUCACCUACGGAACAUGGUUCGCAGUGAAGGGAUUAGUGGCGGCUGGAAGGACUUACCAGAAUUGUAUUAGUAUCAGAAAAGCUUGUGAUUUUCUGCUUUCCAAACAACUGAAAUCCGGCGGUUGGGGAGAGAGCUACUUAUCAUGCCAAGACAAAAUAUACAUAAACUUGGAGGGGGACAAAUCACACAUUGUAAACACUGCAUGGGCGAUGCUGGCCCUUAUUGAAGCUGGACAGGUGCAAAGAGAGCCGAUCCCAUUGCAUAGGGCAGCGAAAUUGUUGAUUAAUUCUCAAAUGCAAAAUGGGGAUUUCCCACAACAGGAGAUUAUCGGGGUCAUGAUGAAGAGCUGUAUGAUUAAUUACUCUGCCUUCCGGAAUAUUUUCCCAAUAUGGGCACUCGGAGAAUAUUACAAUUGCUUUUUGAGGCCUAUGCAAGAUGGAUUAAAAGUAUAACAGAUUUAUGUUAAGGUCCCGUAAAUGCAAUUUGGAUAUAUAAAAUCCUCUAUGUUAAUCUUUA